Penicillium subrubescens is the source of this 1698-nucleotide messenger RNA. RefSeq lists its product as uncharacterized. Gene Ontology annotation, molecular function: propionyl-CoA carboxylase activity. NCBI's taxonomy places the organism in Eukaryota, Fungi, Ascomycota, Eurotiomycetes, Eurotiales, Aspergillaceae. The transcript is spliced from 4 exons. The coding region runs from base 1 to 1698 and encodes 565 amino acids. The record is from RefSeq and is a predicted model, not a curated record.
AUGGGGAAAGAAAAUGGCGCGCCGCCCGCGUCCAAAGACCAGGACACAGCCGCUCAGCGCCUGAAUCAAGUCUCCUCGCACAUCUCCACACAGCCACCAGCAGACACGCCCGCAACAAGCAAAGCCAAGUCCAACAAUGCAACCUCUCGUCUGCCAGCCGACCACUCCGACGUCCUCUCCCAAAUCGCCACCCUUCGCAAAAUCGCAGCAACCCCCGACCCAAGCCAACGCGGCUACGUACGCCAAAAGCAAGCCGGCAAGCUCUGGGUACGCGAGCGCAUCGAUGCCCUCCUCGACCCGGGGACCUUUGCCGAGAUCGGUUCCAUUUCUGGCACGGUGACAUGGAAAAAGACAGCACCCAUGCGCGAGACACCUAUCUCCUUCGUUCCGAGCAAUAACGUCCAGGGCGCGGGCUUACUGCGUGGUCGGAAGGUCCUGCUUACGGCGGAUGACUUUAGUAUUCGAUCGGGUCAUGCAGACGGUGCGAGCUCGGAGAAGACUGUUUAUGUGGAGAAGUUGGCGGUUGCGUUGCGGGUGCCUGUUAUUAAGCUUGUGGAUGGGAGUUCGGGGGGUGGAAGUGUGACGACGAUUAAGAAGGAGGGGUGGAGUUAUUUACCACAUGUGAGGCCUUUCAACCCGACAAUUCAGCAGUUGAAUAUGGGUAUUCCGAAUUUGGGGGCUGUGGUUGGACCUGCGAUUGGACUGGGCGCUGCGAGAGUCGUAUCCUGUCAUUUCUCAGUCAUGGCAGCUGAUAUUGGCUCCCUAUUCAAUGCGGGUCCGAAAGUCGUGGAGGGUGCAACCUUUGAAGAAGGGUUGGACUUCCAAGACUUGGGCGGCCCCAUGGUUCACUGCACGAAUGGUACGAUCGACAACUUGGCUGCCAAUGAAGCAGAGUGCUUUGAGCAACUUCGUACGGUGCUGAGCUAUCUGCCAAAUUCCGGUAGUGAAGCUCCACCAGUGAUUCCCUGCGAUGAUCCAGAGAAUCGGGAAGAUCUGGCUUUGCGGAGUAUCAUCCCUCGCCGACAGGCGCGCAUGUACAAUGCUCGGACUAUCAUUACCUCGGUUGUGGACCAAGGCUCAUGGUUCGAGAUUGGUGCUCUCUGGGGUCGAACUGCUAUCGGUGGUCUUGCUCGCCUGGGGGUCAUCCUUCAGAAGCUCACUCGUUUGUUGAAAAUGUGCGAUGUGAUGAACCUGCCCAUCCUGCAAUUCCUUGACGUUCCUGGCUACGCCAUUGGCACAGUUGCCGAGCGCACCGCAACAAUGCGCUGGGGCGUUGAGCUUGCCAAGACAUACUACACAACCACCAUCCCAAUCUUCAACGUCGUGACUCGCCGUGUCUUUGGUGUGGCAGGUGGCAUUAUGCUCGGCAGUCGUGAUCCCGUCAUGCAAGUGGCAUGGCCAUCCGGACAAUGGGGUUCUCUACCUCUCGAUGGUGGAAUUGAAGUCGGACAUCGACAUGAGCUGCAUGAGGCAGAGAAGGCUGGUAAGAAAGAGGAGCGUUAUAAGGAGCUGGAGGAGGAGUAUCUGCGGCUGAUGAAUCCUGUGCGAACGGCGAAUGCUUUCGGCGUUGAGGAGAUUAUUGAUCCCAAGGAUACUAGACAGGUUUGUUGUUCGUGGGCGUCGCAUGUGUAUGAUGUGCUUAUGAGGGAGAGGUUGAGCGAGAGAGCUUGUGGGAAGAUCCAUCCUUCUUUCGCUUGA